Molecule: messenger RNA, 6446 nt
Organism: Diceros bicornis minor
Lineage: Eukaryota; Metazoa; Chordata; Mammalia; Perissodactyla; Rhinocerotidae
Gene: ARNT2
Product: aryl hydrocarbon receptor nuclear translocator 2
Exons: 15
Coding region: 77-2344 (755 amino acids)
Biological process (GO): regulation of transcription by RNA polymerase II
Cellular component (GO): transcription regulator complex; aryl hydrocarbon receptor complex; nucleus
Molecular function (GO): protein dimerization activity; RNA polymerase II cis-regulatory region sequence-specific DNA binding; DNA-binding transcription factor activity, RNA polymerase II-specific
Source: RefSeq, a predicted model, not a curated record
AGUGUGUUGGGUUAACUUUCGACAGCUGAAGGAUAAUGUCAUAAUUCUUCAUGCUUAUUGAAAAGUGCUUAGGUUCAUGGGGACAGUUAGAAGAUUUCAGGACAUGUUUAGAGAUGAGACUGAGGCAUCCAUAGAAGCCUGUGCUCCCCACACACAGAGACAAAAGCUUCUCAGGAUUCCCAGCAAAAAAUGUUUGCCAACCGCUGACCCAGAAGGAGCCCUUUGUUCUUUUGCGCCUGUUUCUCAGUCACUUGGUGUGAACGACAUGCGGUCUUAUUCUGCUGGUAGUAACCCCCAGUCUGAUCCUUGUCUUGCUCUCGCUCCUGAUCUUGUGCUUUCCGGAAGAGAGAACCACAGCGAGAUAGAGCGGCGCCGGCGGAACAAGAUGACGCAGUACAUCACGGAGCUCUCUGACAUGGUCCCCACCUGCAGCGCGCUGGCCCGGAAGCCGGACAAGCUCACCAUCCUCCGCAUGGCCGUGUCACACAUGAAGUCCAUGAGGGGCACAGGGAACAAGUCCACAGACGGCGCCUACAAGCCUUCCUUCCUGACGGAACAGGAACUAAAGCACCUCAUCCUUGAAGCAGCUGAUGGGUUUCUGUUUGUAGUGGCGGCCGAGACAGGGAGAGUGAUUUAUGUGUCUGACUCUGUCACCCCCGUUCUUAACCAGCCGCAGUCAGAGUGGUUUGGGAGCACCCUCUAUGAACAGGUGCACCCCGACGACGUGGAGAAGCUGAGAGAACAGCUAUGCACCUCUGAAAACUCCAUGACAGGCAGGAUCUUGGACCUGAAGACUGGGACAGUCAAGAAAGAAGGGCAGCAGUCGUCCAUGAGGAUGUGCAUGGGCUCGCGGAGGUCCUUCAUCUGCAGGAUGAGGUGUGGAAAUGCUCCUUUGGACCACCUUCCUCUAAACAGAAUAACCACCAUGAGGAAAAGGUUCAGGAAUGGCCUUGGCCCUGUGAAAGAAGGAGAAGCCCAGUAUGCUGUGGUCCACUGCACAGGAUACAUCAAGGCCUGGCCUCCAGCAGGAAUGACUAUCCCUGAAGAAGACACCGAUGUGGGACAAGGCAGUAAAUAUUGCCUUGUGGCAAUUGGGAGACUCCAGGUGACCAGUUCUCCUGUGUGCGUGGACAUGAGCGGGAUGUCAGUGCCCACAGAAUUCUUAUCACGGCAUAACUCUGAUGGGAUCAUCACGUUUGUGGACCCAAGAUGCAUCAGUGUGAUUGGCUACCAACCCCAGGAUCUUCUAGGAAAGGACAUUUUGGAAUUCUGCCACUCUGAGGAUCAGAGCCAUCUGCGUGAGAGCUUCCAGCAGGUGGUCAAGCUGAAAGGCCAGGUGCUGUCGGUCAUGUAUCGAUUCCGCACGAAGAACCGGGAGUGGAUGCUGAUCCGCACCAGCAGCUUCACCUUCCAGAAUCCCUAUUCUGACGAGAUUGAGUACAUCAUCUGCACCAACACCAACGUCAAGCAGCUUCAGCAGCAGCAGGCAGAAUUGGAGGUGCACCAGAGAGAUGGGCUGUCAUCAUACGACUUGUCGCAGGUUCCUGUCCCCAACCUACCAGCCGGAGUUCACGAGGCCGGGAAGUCCGUGGAAAAGGCAGAUGCGAUCUUUUCCCAGGAAAGGGAUCCCCGGUUUGCUGAGAUGUUUGCAGGAAUCAGUGCAUCGGAGAAGAAGUUGAUGAGCUCAGCAUCUGCAGCAGGAACCCAGCAGAUCUACUCCCAAGGAAGCCCAUUCCCCCCGGGACACUCGGGAAAGGCCUUCAGCUCCUCCGUGGUGCAUGUGCCUGGAGUGAAUGAUAUCCAGUCCUCCUCUUCAACGGGCCAGAACAUGUCCCAAAUCUCCCGGCAGCUAAACCAGAGUCAGGUGGCGUGGACGGGGAGUCGGCCGCCCUUUCCCGGACAGCUGAAAGUGGACAGAGCAGCGGGCAGUUCCAAGGGCGGCCCUCGGAAGUCUGGUCGCAGUGGCAAAGCCAGCACCACGGUCAGCAGAGCGGUGAGCAGCACUCGCACCAGCAGCCCGGUCAGACUGAAGUGUUCCAGGACAUGCUGCCCAUGCCCGGAGACCCCACCCAGGGCACUGGGAACUAUAACAUCGAAGACUUUGCUGACCUGGGCAUGUUCCCGCCCUUCUCUGAGUAGCUGCAGAUACAGCGGGGCCCCCACCCGGCAGCAGCCCCCUCGCUGUGACAUCGCCGCCCGAGUGAGCAGGGGCCCCCUCGCCCCGCCUGCCCCGUCACAGGACCCCCGGCGGAAGGCGUCUCACCUCCGCGUCCCCUCGGCACAGCAUCGCUCAGCUCUCGCCCACCGCCGCCGCUGCUCAGCCGCCGACCAGGGGCCCUGGUAGACAUUGGGGGCGGUUGUAUUUAUUGUAUUUUAUGUGGGUGUGCUUGGGAGGUGAGCCCAUUGGGUCUUUAAAAUCUAGUUGUGAAGAAUCUUGUAAUAGACAACUUUCACCUAUGAAAAGUUCCGUUGCAGCCCAGAGUGCCCAGGCAGCACCCCAGGCUGCCCAGGAGGCUGGAGUCAGGCUCCUUGCUGCCUUUACCUUCUGCGGAUGGGCGGGGUUCAGGGGUAUUGGGAAAAGAGGCAAGUGGAGUGCACAGCCUUUGCUCCCCAAGCUGGAGACUAGGAGCACAGGGACGCGAGGGGGGACGCCGGCACCGGCCUCCCGCAGCUCAGCCAAGUCUGCCUGUGUGCCCUCCUGCUGUGGGAGGGGUGUGCUUUGUGCAGUGUGACAUGACUCCCGUACUGACAGAUGGGCUGUGCCCCGUCUGCCGUGUGUGCCCAGAGUGAGCUUCUAGAAUCCGGGGUGCCUAGUGAGUGAGGGCCCGGACGUGCAGCCCCAGCUCAGCUCACAGCACCCUGGUUGGAGGAAGCUUGGCCAGGGUCUGGGCGCCAGGGUGACAGGCCAAGGUGAGCGGCAGGCACAUCCCAAUGACACCAUAAAUCGUGGCUGGGAACUUGCUCGCUUUAAUAGGUCAGUUCUUUGGUCCAAGCCCUUUGGUGCGGAUUGGAGGAGUCCUCCUCUGAGAGAAAGCAGCUGCCUCCUCCCACAGGAGACCCCAGGAAACCACUCACCUUCUCUCACUAGGGUCUGAAGAGUGACGACUCCUGGUUGUUGCUCAUCCUUACUCCAUCGGUGAGGGACAGACUUCGUCCCCACCAAGUGCCUGUGGGAGGCCCACGCUGAGGUCACAGAGGCCCUUCUGUAGAGGGUGAAUGGGCAGGCAGGACGGCCAGCCUCCUCUUCCUCUGUACCCUGCAGACACGCUGCCCCAAGCCCAGCCUGGGUGAAUGUCUCUGCUCAGGGGCCAUGGAGAUGGUGUAGGAGUGAACCCCGUACAUGGAGAUGGGGACCUGAGACGCUUCCCUCCAGGCCACCAGAGCCUUCUUUCUUCAGCCAGCGGGGAACAGUGGCAGCUGGGAAGGACAGAGUGCAGGUGUGUGGGGCAGGAGACGUGGUUCUGGUUCUGGUUCUGGUUCUGUCACACACUCACCAGGGCCUUGAAUUCCUCAGGCAGUCUCAAGACAGAAGUAAGACCUGACUUCUAGAAACUUCUUCCUGGCUGACCUCUGAGCCCAUGGCCCCUGGCUUGCCGUAUUUCCCUCAGAGUUGAGAUUGGUUUAAGCGUCCCUCCCCUGCUUUUACUCACCUCUCCCCUCCAUGCCCUUUACACUAAGGAGGUCUCUCUUAGCCUCUCUUGUUUCUUCUUCUCCUGACACUCAGCCUCCUGUUUUGCAUCAUUGUCCCAUCAGCUUGCCAACUCCCAUAGGGAAAUAAGCUACACAGGGCUGCCUGGGGGCAGGGGGAGGUGCCCGCCCCCAGGAAGGCCCCGUGUCCCUCUCAGAGAGUGCCCUCAGGUGGACCUCCUCAGGCCCUUGGCUCAGAAACCACCCGCAUAUCCCUCCCCUCGGAUCACGGAGGGCCGGACGGAGUGGAGCUGGUCCCAGGCUGCCUGAGUGCGGUGAGCCCCGAGUGCAGGGGUUGCUGGGGAGCGUUUGCUCUGACACUCUGAAGGCUCUGCUUUGAACGCCAGCCCUGUCUGGCAUCCGGGGGGCUCCACCUAUAAAAGUCCAACGUUGUUUGGGAGAAUGCCUUGGCUGGGAGCCAGCUUUGCGUGAUGCCACUCUCAGACUCUAUGCUGACACUGACUUGAGAGUUUCCGGAGCAGCUUUAAUCCUCCAUGUACAGUGGAGAUUGGGUCUUGGGUUUACAUGCAUAUGAUGCCAUUUUGCCCUCAGGAGCCUUUGACUUCUGGGGAGUAGGCAGUGGUGGAGACUCCACACCCCCUAACGGUACCAGACCCAGAAGGGGCUCCCCUCCCGGCCCUGCCCCGGGCCACCUCUGCCUCUGCAGCCUCGAGCUCGCCCCAGGCAGUGAACAUAAUUAUUCCCAAGAAAGGCACAAUAAUAGCUUUUGGAUCAAAGAAUGGUUUCUUGGUGAAGUGAAAGACAGAACUUUUGUGACCUUUAGCCUGUGAGUUUGGAAGUUCUAGAGGUUUUAUGUUCGUUUUUUCCUUCUGUUUUUUGGAGGGAACUUGGGGACUUUCUUAGAUGCGCACAUUAGGUGGACACGCUGUGCCGUGUAUCUGGUCUGUGCUGGGCAAGGAGGGGAUGCAAAGAAAUAGAAGAUCCUUGCUCCCAAUGACCUUUCAUUUACUUCUCUCACGUAAACAAAGGGUCAGGGUUCAGACACUCAGUUCUUGGCCCUGGAAGGCGAGGAUUCGUGGGUAACUGAAAGCCAGACAUACUGGGGAGCAUCAUGACUAAACAGACCCGCCUCCUCCCUUCCAGCUUCGGCCUAGGAGCACUGGGGGGAGUCUGAUUGGAAUCUGAUGGGCCAUCUGGGGUUCUGUCUUCUCUGUGCCCUACUCCACUUUGUGGUUGUGGUUCUUAGAAGCCAUCAUGUGGCCAAUAAGAAAACAGACGGGACUGGGAGGAUCCCAUACCCAAAGGAUUCCCUCCCCAAGGAAUUUUGAGACAAACUGGAGUAAGAAUUAAAGCCCUAAAGGGUCUAAUUAUCCCAGUUUGGAAUAGAACCUCCCAUGCCAGUUCUGCCCACCCAGGAGGCCAGAAUGCACAUGGGCACUUGUUGCAGCCUGUCCUUCAGCCUGUGCCCAGCCCAGCUUCCUCUCCUACUAAAGACGGAGCUGAAGCUGCCUUGGGAAGGGGAAAGGCACCUAUCACUUUGUUUGGCUCUGUGACUCAUUUCCUCCUCACAGCUCAUCUUGUUGACUGGACCAUCAGCUGGCUCUCAGGCUAAGCAAGCAGGCUUUCCACAGAAGAGGGCCAUGCUGGGGCUGCCUGAGACAUUGGCAAGAACGUAAACACAGCCACAUUGAGAUUCAACCAAGACUUGGUUAGUGACUAUGAUAGUGGCUAAGGACAUUCUAGAACAUUCUAUGUAUAUGUCACUUCCCACUAGUUUUGUUUUUUGCUUUGGUUUCAGGAAGUGAUAAGCAUCACAAAUAGCUGCAUUCUUCUCCACUUUCUAAUAUAUCAAACUCAACCCUUUUGCUAUUUCAUGGAUACCUGUUGCAAAUAAUGGAAGGAUUCUAAUAGUCAAUGGAACUUACAUCGGGGAGCUUAAAUCCUCCGUGCCAGUAAACAGGCUGUGUGUUCCCCAGAUUAGCUACAUUUGACAAUAUAAGUGUUCCUGCUAGCCUUAGCCAAGAGAUGAGGCAGGUCCAGGGAAAUGACUGAUGUUCCCGGUCCUCCACGUCAGCACUUGGGCCAGCAGAUGAGCUCUGCCAGGACAGUGAACACUUACCCACUUGCUCCUUAGCAAUUAUGCCCCGUCACAUAGGCAAGACCAAGCUGGUUACCUAACAGCUCUAGCCAGUAACAAGUCAGGGUAGAAACGUUCUUUGUUUUACCGGAAAAUAUGGGUCAUUAGGUCGCUGUGUCCUGACGGAGUAGGGUCCACUCCCCUGCCUUCCCCCACCAGAUCUUCAUCUUGUGUACUAAGUGCCCUGGGCCACCUGCUGUCCGCCUUCUCUCGACGGCCUGGGGUCUAGGGAACGUGGAGAGGACCCGCUGGGGUGCAGGCAUGUUUCCACAUGUAGGUGUGCCUGGGUCUUGUGGCCAAAGCUGGUAUUGUGGUCGAGCACCAGCCAAAGCCUGUGGGCAUGGACUGUGGACGCGGCCGACGAAGGUCUGGCAGGCGGUGCAGGAGCAGAGCAAGGUGCUUCCUGCAACCAUCUCAUUUUCCUUUAGAAACAAGAGGUUUCACAGACGGGCUUCCUUGAACAAUUUAAGCACUUGAUCAUUUCUCUUUUAGCUUUUCUCCUUAUGGAUGUGACCUGUGCUGUGGAUAAAUCACCAUUUGUAUUUCUUGAAUGUUCUUGAUGACUAACAGGUAUUAAGUCAGUUGUGUACAUGUGUAACUAAUGUAACUGCCUUUUAAAAUUUCAUUACAAUAAAGAUGACUUUGCUCUGAACAACGAGUA